This is a messenger RNA of Ilex paraguariensis (yerba mate), 489 nucleotides long. The record is from the annotation of a GenBank genome assembly. NCBI's taxonomy places the organism in Eukaryota, Viridiplantae, Streptophyta, Magnoliopsida, Aquifoliales, Aquifoliaceae.
AUGGUUGAAGGUUGGGUUGCGAUUGUGGAUGCAUGUGUGCAUAGAGAGAACAAUGUUGUGGUUGGUGGAGAUGGAGGGAACAAUUGUGUGGUGGUUGUUGGAAGUGCUUUAGUGCUGUGGAUGAGGAGGGGGAGAGGCUGGAGAAGAAAGGGUGUGCAAUGCUUGGUGGGGGCAAGAGGUGAUUGGAUGGUGAAGCAUGUAGACUGCUGCACGAUCAAAAUUCAUGAGCUGGAAUCUGUUACAACAAGAUAUAAAUUUCAGUCAAUGAUGCGAGCUCCAUUUCAUGGGUUUGCUUUUUGGUUUGAUGUUGAAUUCAAUGGUCCCCCUCUAUGUCCUACAAACAAUGGUGCACUGUUGUCACUUUUUGAGUCUUCCAAUGAUCAUCCUUCAAAUGGUAGCCAAAGAAAGAAGCGUGCCAAUCCCAAUGAAGCCCUCGUGCUUUCAACUGCACCUGAGGAUCCUCCAACACAUUGGCAACAGGUACCAUAA